AUGAGGAGGGAAGUUCUGGUCUGUUGCUCCUCAAAGCGUGACCGGACGAGUUUUGUGCAACGGGGUGAAGGGGGAGGGGAUGGUGAACAGGCAGCCGAACGGAUACCUGCGCCACCCAUACAGCAGUUUGAGGACGCCGGCCCGGUUGACCGCAUGCUGCCUAAGAAGACCAAAGCUGAUGAGGGCAGCCUUCCCUGGCCGAGACCUUCAGUCAAAGCAGAGGACAAGGCUGCUCUGGGUCAGGAAGAACAUAUAUCCGACGCAUCAGUCAUCAAUCUUUCCCUCCACGCUCAACCGCCCGCAUCAGACUGCGCCAAUGACGUCUCUGACGGUUCAUCGUUGAACAGUUUCAGAGAUAUGACUGCACCCGAUCCGCUGCCACCGACGACAGCAAGCCUGUCCUGGCCUCCCAAACCGACGUACUCCCAGCGCUUCGGCACUUUCAUGCCCCUGCCAAAGGCCUCUGUAGGCGCCGCAGCAGCAGUAAAUGAGGAUUUUGAGGUGGAGGAGACGGAGCAGACGGAGGGCAGCGUCCUGAACGAC
This is a messenger RNA of Dibothriocephalus latus, 543 nucleotides long. Lineage: Eukaryota; Metazoa; Platyhelminthes; Cestoda; Diphyllobothriidea; Diphyllobothriidae. The record is from the annotation of a GenBank genome assembly.